AUGGCUCAAUCGCAAUUAUCCCAAGAACUUAUAUUUAUUUGUUUAAAAUUUGGUAUAAAAUAUCAAUCGAUUCAAAUAGACAAAUCUGAUCCUAAUGUACUUGAUUUAAUAAAAAGAAAUUCUGAAGAUAUUGUUUCAAAAUCGAUUGGUAGUCUUGAAGCAAAUGAUCGUCUUCAUCACAUACAAUUAUUCCUUAUUUCACCUGAUUAUCAAACACCAAGUUUAAAAUUAAUUAAACGUGCCAGUGAUUUAACCCCUGCAUGUUUUAUUGAAAUAAUUAUUUGGCGUUCAGAUCAAGAAAAUGUAAUACCAGCACGUGAUCAUUUACUUGCCGAGCACAGUUAUAAAAAACCAACAUAUUGUUCACAAUGUGAUUAUUUUAUGUGGGGUCUGAUUAAACAGGGUAAACGAUGUAAAGUAUGUCGAAAAGAUUUUCACCAUCAAUGUGCUGAACAUUUACCAGCUGACUGUCCUGGUGAAUAUUCAAGAAGUAGCUCAUUGAUGGCUCGUGCAUCAUCCAAUGUGACAAUUGAUUCAAGAGCAUCCCAAAAUCAAGUAUUUACUGAUGGUGACAUGAUAAGUGUAACUAGUGAUGCCACGAAAGGUAAAACAGCCAAACGUCCUAAAAUCUUUGGUGGUAGUAAUCGUGCAAAUGCAUCAACAAAAAAUUCAAAAUCAUCCACAACAUCGUCAACACCGAGUACGCCUACAUCAAGUGUUCAAACUCCAAUAAAAGUUUCACUACCAGUAUCAAAUAUAAAUCAAAACGAGUCAUCUAUACUAACGAAUACAACUGAAGGAUCAACACCAACGUCAACAUCAAUGAAUGGUCGAAAGAAUACUCGUUUUUCUCCAGAUCAAACAUUACAUGUCAAUCAUCGAACACAACAAAUUCAUGUCAAACCAGAUAGACGUAAAGACAUUAAAAUAACAAAUUGCCAAGAGAAAGAUGGUAUUUGGACAGCAACAGGCCAAUUUGGAAGAGAAAGUCGUCAUAGUAAACGUGCAGAAAUUACAUAUGAUAAGAAAAAAUUUCGAUUUAUACAAAAAGAUGAUCAAGGAAAUAAACAUGUUUUUGAAAUACCAACUUCAGAUAUUGAAGCCAAUCGAUCUCAAUCAUCACCUAAUAUAUUAACAAACGGUACAUCCGAUACAAAAUCUGUGGUACCACCACCAUUAGCAGUUAUCUAUCAAAAAUUAGCAUAUCUUCUUCUCGAUACUAUAAAUGAAGCUGUCAAAUCAACAAACGAUGGUCGAAUGCGUUCAUCGUUUAAAAUAGUUCGUGGGCCAGAAAGCGAUUCAAAAGAUUUUGCUGAUUUAUAUGAUAUGAAUGAAAAAGAAAUCCUUGGUAUGGGUCGUUUUGGUAUGGUAUUUGGUGGUACGAUGCGUCGUAAUGGCGUACGUGUUGCAAUAAAAAAGAUUCAAACAACUGAAUGUUCACAAAAAGAUAGAGAAAAUAUUGAACAAGAAGCUGCUUAUUUAUUUCAAUUGAAUCAUCCUGGUAUUCUAAAAUUUGAAGGCAUUUUCGAUUUCGAACAGCAUAUAUUUCUUGUUACCGAACGAUUAGAUACCGAUAUGUUAAAUUAUAUUCUUUCAAAUCCAAAGCCAAAAGCUCGUCUAAAUGAAGAUAUUACACGUUUCCUUGCAUUUCAAUUAGUGGCAGCUAUACGAUAUUUACAUUUUAAAAAUAUAGCACACUGUGAUUUAAAGCCUGAUAAUGUUCUAAUUAAUAUAUUUCCCGAUGAUGUGGUACACUUAAAAGUUGGGGAUUUUGGUUAUGCACGAACCAUUCACGAACAUUCAUUACGUUAUACUAAAGUAGGUACUACUGCUUAUUUACCACCAGAAGUAUCUCAUGAUCAAUGGCGAAAUGCUCGUGGUUAUAACAAAACAGUCGAUAUGUGGGCGAUAGGUGUAAUUAUAUUUGUGAGUUUAACUGGUUAUUUUCCUUUUCACGAAGAAAUUGAUAUAUUACCUCAAUUGGAAAACAUUCCAAAAUUAUUUCAAGAUGAUUUAUUUAAUGAAAUAACAGAUGAAGUGAAAGAUUUAUUACGUUUUCGUUUGUUAGUUCCUGACGCUGGUCAUCGUAUGCAUUCUGCGGGUGUUAUUUAUCAUGAUUGGUUUCAAAAAUCACGAAAUUUACUGAAAUCAUGUAAACAACUUGAAGAAUGUUUAGAAAAAAAAUGGUUAACAUUGUUUUUUGAAGAAACAGAUUCAAAUGCUAAUGUUUCAGUAGCAACUAUUGAAGAAAGUGACAGCAAUUAA
Rotaria socialis is the source of this 2265-nucleotide messenger RNA. NCBI's taxonomy places the organism in Eukaryota, Metazoa, Rotifera, Eurotatoria, Philodinida, Philodinidae. The record is from the annotation of a GenBank genome assembly.